GAGUGUCACACACUGACUUGGAGGAGGUUUUACUUUCGGACCCAGAAGAAGGCCCAUCACCAUCUAUCCGUGCCAUGGAAACUACAUGCUACAGCAAGUACACAGAACUCUAUGCUCCAAUUGUAGCAGAGAAUCAGGAGGAUUCUAGCAGUGAGGAGGGCAGUACACAUUCUCAGAGGGAUGCAGAGAUGCAACAACUAUCUGUAUCAGAGGUCAUUGCAAACCUGGCUCUUCAGAUUGAUCGUCACUCAGUCAGCAGAUUUAACAUUUGCCGCUCUGACAUUUGGGAUGGAGCUGUGAGAGGAUUUAAAAGAAGCACAUUCUCUGCAGAAAAAGACCGUAUUGUAAAGUUUUCUGAUGAUGGAGGCAGGUUGGAGGAUGGUCUUGAUACAGAUGGCCCCAAAAGGGAAUUCCUCUCUAUACUAAUGAAAAGGCUGAACCAACGACCCAUAUUUGAUGGUCCUGAAAACAGACGCUACCUUGUCUACAACUCUACAGGUACACCAGUGGGUAAUAUUUUAAGUUAAAUGACAUUUAACCAAUCAAAUGAACUGUAGUGUAAUAUGGCAACCAAUUUAAUUUUUCAUUGCUUUUAAUUUCCCUGAGCAGCAAUCAGAGAGGAUGAAUAUGGUUUGGCAGGGAAGAUGAUAUCUGUGUCCAUUGUUCAUGGUGGAUCUGGCCCAAACUUUCUAUCGGAGGAUCUAGUCAACCACAUCCCGGCAUUCCAGUUUCAGUGCAUCUAUAGGGGACAUAACUGAUCAAGAAAUAGGGAAAGUGCUACAGCAGGUAGGGUUAUUGACAUUUGGGUACAGGAGACAUUUUAUUAAAGAAAGCAGCUUUGUUUACUUUUAACAUGAU
Messenger RNA from Nothobranchius furzeri (turquoise killifish), 858 nucleotides. The record is from RefSeq and is a predicted model, not a curated record. NCBI's taxonomy places the organism in Eukaryota, Metazoa, Chordata, Actinopteri, Cyprinodontiformes, Nothobranchiidae.